CAGCAGAAGCGGACGGGGGCCAGUCAGGCAGCCAGCGCUUCCCAACGGGGGGUUUAAAACAGAAACUACUAGCCCAACUGUUUGUUCUGUACCGCGAAACACACCCCCUUACCUUAAUACAGUUAGCAUUAUUAACUAGUCUUGGCCUCUGUCGUCAGUAUUAGAGGUGAAUAGAUAAAAAGCGAGGAUGUUGGUCCCCGCGGGAAGAUAAUGAAGAAGCUGCGCGUGUUGUUGCUGUGCGCCGUUUUAGCUCUCCUGUGCUGGCACUCUUGUCAUCAUGUUUAUUGUUCAGAAGAGAUCUCCUCUGGCCCAGGGCUCCCUGCACAGGAUGACAGCCGUUACACAACGCAGGAACCAGAGGCCGACGAAAAGGUUGAAGAGGAAAGGGCAACACACACUCAGUCAUCGUAUGACGUGGGCCUGGAAAAAGAGAGAGCUGCCCUAAAGGAAACAUCAUUGCACUCCCAAGAUACCCCGCUCGAAGAGAAACACAAACAGACUGUGAAUUUGGAAGAAGUGUUGGAGGAGUCGCAGAUUCUGCUUGAGUCUGCUCUCCCUGUGCUACAACAACAACAGCAGCAGGAGCAGCAACCGGAACCCCAGAGCACUCAACAAUCAGACCAACAACAAUCAGCUCAACCACCAACACUUGCGCAGCCCCAAACAGCACCGCCACUCUCCCAGCCCCAGCCAGACCCUGAAACUCCACAGCCCACUGCCACAGAGGACCAGGCUGCCCGCACCUCCGCUGCUUUAACCCCUCCACAGACUGACCCGCACAGAGAAGACCCCUCUGCAUCUCCUGCUGAACUCCAGAAGAGCCCAGAGUCAGCCUCACCUACCUCAGUCACCUCCUCCGAGAGCUCCUCCAGUGGACUAGACGUUCCGCGUCCUGAUGCCCCUGUAGAAAACUCUAGUGCCAGUCAGUGUGAGGUGGGCUCUGUGCCCCCCUUCAGCCAGUCCCUUGGCAUCACGCUCCCCAGUGUUGUGGAGGAAAAUGCGGAAAAGCAAGCAGAGAACCAGUCUGCCACAUUGGGAGUACAGAGUACAGAGACCAGUGUUGACCCGACUGCCACUCUGCUCCCGAGUGAGCUGGACCUCACAGAGCUGGGGCAGACAGCCAGUAUCCCUCCACCUACAAAAAGCCAGCAGGUGAUGGACCAUGAAGGAGCAACAGACCCUCCUGUGCCCAGUAAAGAGGACAUCCCCACUUUUGAUGAGUGGAAGAAGAAAGUGAUGGAAGUAGAGGAGAAGAAAAGUCAGUCUAUGCACACUUCAUCAAAUGGCAGCCCUCAUCCAGUCAAAAAGGUCCAAAAGAAUUUCAAGAAUAACUAUGCUUCUGUCGAAUGUGGGGCCAAAAUCCUCUCUGCCAACAAUGAGGCCAAGAGCACGUCUGCCAUCCUGAUGGAGAACAUGGAUCUGUACAUGCUGAACCCCUGCAGUACCAAGAUCUGGUUUGUUAUUGAGCUCUGUGAGCCAAUCCAGGUGAAGCAGCUGGAUAUUGCAAACUUUGAGUUGUUCUCCUCUACACCAAAAGAUUUCCUUGUGUCUAUAAGUGACAGGUAUCCGACCAAUAAGUGGAUCAAGCUGGGCACAUUUCACGCCCGUGAUGAACGCACAGUACAGAGCUUCCCUCUGGACGAGCAACUCUAUGCCAAAUAUGUCAAGAUGUUCAUCAAAUACAUGAAGGUUGAGCUGCUCUCCCACUUUGGUUCUGAACACUACUGUCCACUCAGCCUGAUCAGGGUGUUUGGCACCAGUAUGGUGGAGGAGUAUGAUGAGAUAGCUGACUCUCAGUACACCUCAGAGAGAGCCGAGUAUCUGGAUGAAGACUAUGAUUACCCACCCGGCUACCUGCCAUCAGAGGACAAGACAUCGAAGAAUCUGCUGGGCUCUGCCACAAACGCCAUCCUGAACAUGGUAAACAACAUUGCAGCAAAUGUGCUAGGAGGGAAUCCGGAGCUAGAGGACGGAGCUGAAAUGGAAGGAAACGUUUCCACUGGGAUAGAAAACGUCACACAGGCGUCAACAGAAACCCCACUCACGCCAGAACCCACCACUACUGAACAGCCCUCUACGCUGGAUAUUCUUGAGCUGGAUCCCACUCUAGUGAAGGAGGACUUAAAGGUUCCUGUUCCUGAGGCUCCUUCAGAGCCUCCCCCUGAGGAAAACCGUAUCGUCAUCCUCAUCGAGGAGGAAGAAGAGGCCACUCAGCCAACUGUGUCCCUGCUGGAGGAGGAGCGAGAGGAGGAGAAAAGACUAGAGGAGAUGUGGGAGAGGGAGAGUGCCACGUACUGCGGCCACCUCUCGACUUUAUCCUGUUUGGCGUCUUUGCACGAACACUUCUACUGCUACUGUUCGGCAGCUUUAGCACUAAAGCGCCAGCGUAGAGACCACCGCCACAAAGCACAGCACACACACACCGAAAUGGACACGCAAAUCACCCCUCAGCAGUCCCUCCCUGACACCACCCCAACCCAAGAGCCCCCUGCACCCUCUGAGAAACUUCCAGAAACAGAGCGGCCCUCUCAGGCACAAGCCGAGAGGAUUUACCCCACUGAAACGGUAGCUACUCUGCCUCAGUCCUCCAGUGGGGAAUCUGUAGUGAGCGAGCAGGAGCUCCCACCUGAGACUAUCCUGUUAGAGCCCAGUCGUACCUCCACCCUUCCUCCACACAGCUUCUCCGACACCCCCACCCAAAACAUCCCAGAGUCUCUACCCACAGGAGAGCCCGUGGACCAGCAUCCGCAGUACCUGUUGGACAUCCCAGAAACCCAUACGCCCGUGAGCAGCUACAGCAGCACCAGCAGCCUCCUCUCACCCAGUGCUGCCUCCUCUCCGCUCUCCUCCACCACCACCGAACCCCACAGCCCAGAGACAGACCCUCCCAAACUGGAGCUCCCCGUCCCCACCAAAGAGCAGACAGUUCAACCGUUGCCCACCCACACUCGCCCCGCUGAGAUCCCACCUCCUACUGAACUUCCCGUCCCGCUUCCAGAGGCCUCAGAUAACGGCAGGGCUGCAGGGGUUGAAGAUCCUGUGGCCUCUCAGCUAGAGCUUUCAGAAGCCCCUCUGUCUCAACAAGAGGAGACUGUAGAUGACAUUCUGCUCCCACACCGCACCGCCGGAGAGUUUUACGCAGAGCAGCAGCAUUCGGUGGAAAUGGGCCACGGGAAUGGAAACGGCAACGGGAAUCAGGUGCACGGAUCCAACCAGAAGGAAUCAGUGUUCAUGAGAUUGAAUAACAGGAUUAAAGCACUAGAAAUGAACAUGUCCCUCAGCAGCAGAUACCUAGAGGAGCUCAGCCAGAGGUAUCGUAAACAGAUGGAGGAGAUGCAACGGGCUUUCAACAAGACCAUCAUCAAACUGCAGAACACCUCCAGAAUCGCAGAAGAGCAGGACCAGAAACAGACAGAGUCUAUACAGAUGUUACAGAGCCAGCUGGAGAAUGCCACCAAGAUCAUGCUGAACCUGUCUGCCACUGUUGCUCAGCUACAGCGAGAGGUGUCUGACAGACAGAGUUACCUAGUGCUGUCUCUGAUCCUGUGUCUGACGCUGGGUUUGCUGCUUUGUAUGCAGUGCUGCAGGAGCUCACCCAGUCACAACACCAGCUCAAGCAUUCCCAUGAGCAACCACUACCCCAGCCCUAAGAGGUGUUUUUCCUCAUAUGAUGAUAUGAGUCUGAAACGGAGGGUUUCUUGCCCUCUCGUUCGUUCAAAGUCAUUUCAGCUGCCCACAUCAGAAGCCAGACUCAAAUCCACCAUCUUCAUUUCUCACAGCUUGAAAACUCGAGAUGAUGUUCACAGCUUCCCACUUAACAUGUGGCUUGUGUUGUGUGCUCUCAUUUGGCUGCUGCUCUCAGAAGAAUCACACCUUUUGUAUUCAAUUCCACACAGAUCACUUUACAGCUUGAACUACUUUUGAGUCCAGUUGUCACUAGUUCCAAAGUGUCUGGCGAUAAUUCAAUAUCAGUGUGACCUAUACUGGAGCCCAGUGUGCUUUGUAAUUGAAUGUCAACACAGUCUUGCCUCAUGUUUGGCGUCACCGGAGUCCGCUGAUCAGAUAUGUCCCUUUAAGUAAAAAGCAUUUACUUUUACAAGCUAAAAACUAAAAAAAAAACUAACAAAGUUAACAAAUUGGAGAAAUCUUUUUAUUGAUUCUCAAAGUUAAUUCACUUUUGAAUCACUUUUCAUAUUGACAAACAAUUUGAUUACUAAAAGAGUCAAUACAUUAAAGAAUAAAUUCAUAAUUCCUUAUUUUUAAGUGCAGUUUCAUUUAGUAAUUAAUGAAAAACUUUGCAAGCACAGCUAGAUAAACUGAACCGUCUUCACUAUUUUAAACGCCGGAUCCUUCCUGUUCUUCUUGUUCCAUUUAUUUCCUGCUAUAUUUUCCUCUCACAUUUUGCUGCAGCAUUGUGUGUGUGUGUGUGUGAGCUCAUCAGUGGUUUGUGUUCAUAAGGCAGAGGUUGGAUAUUUUUAGCACAUGAUGCUUUUGGCUGGCACAUGUUGGACAUUUGCAAGUAGUAACAGUGGAAAAAUGUGGUACAUUUAAUGGAUUACUGAGAGUUGCAUAUACAGAUAAGCAAAUCAGAACUUCCAAAUGACAGCAUUAUGCAAACAAUUGAUGCUGCAGCCAUGGUUACCACAGAGUGAAAAUAGUGAAAUAAGACAUGUCAGAACAGAUUACAAUGGAAUAGCAGUUUCACCCAUGAAGAACAGCAGGAAGAUACUUUGAAGUGUCUGUUUAUAACUUGUGCUACUACUUGCAAGUGCUGUCAUGCUUGUAUUAUUGUUUGCCAUACCAUUCCGUUAACCUGCCCCCUCUCUCCCCUCUUUAGUAGGUCCUGAUGACUUGUACAUUGUAGAACCUCUAAGGUUUUCUCCAGAGAAAAAGGUAUGGAGUUUGUUUCGCCCGC
Messenger RNA from Sinocyclocheilus grahami, 4915 nucleotides. Its product is annotated as SUN domain-containing ossification factor-like. Bases 211 to 3924 code for a protein of 1237 amino acids. The transcript is spliced from 23 exons. Lineage: Eukaryota; Metazoa; Chordata; Actinopteri; Cypriniformes; Cyprinidae. The record is from RefSeq and is a predicted model, not a curated record. Gene Ontology annotation, biological process: regulation of bone remodeling; protein folding in endoplasmic reticulum. Gene Ontology annotation, cellular component: membrane; cytoplasm.